AUGCAUUGCACAGCUCUCCUCGUCGCCGGCCUCGUCUCGCUCGGCGCCUGCGCUGCUGUCGAGACCAACAAUGCCAUUGACGCCCGCGAUGACGGCACCAACUCAUGCAAGAAGCAGAACUGCAUGGACGAUUCCCAAGCCGAGAAAGUCGCCGACAACUUCGCGCACCUCGUAUCUGCCUAUACUAAGGCCGACGCCGAGGCAGUCAUGGCCCCUGACUUCCUUGAUUACAGUGAUAGCGUUACUGCUCUGAUCAACUCCGGUUGCCCCAAUGGUCCGGUUCCGUACGGCGCACCCACCUUCGCCAGUCGUGACCAAUUCGAGGCAGGCCAGAGCUCGCAGCCAAAUAUCACCUUCACCAUCCUGAGCGUCUGGCACAACUGCGAUACCGUCAUUCUCCGCUGGCGCGGCCCUCUCCCCAACCCCUUCCCCAACGCCAUCUCGCCUCAACAAGCCGUCACGGGCCUCAUCGUCAUCGAGACCAGCUUCCAAGGCUUCAACUGCCCUCAGCCUUUCCUCAUCAAGACUGUCUUCUCCGAAUUCAAUUCCGCUGCUUGGCUCUAUGAUCUUAGUGUCUUUGUGCCGAAUUGCACGGCUGACGGAUUUGGGUAUCCGCCUGCCGGGGUGCGGGCGAAGAUGUAG
Messenger RNA from Recurvomyces mirabilis, 642 nucleotides. Its product is annotated as 25S rRNA (adenine2142-N1)-methyltransferase. Lineage: Eukaryota; Fungi; Ascomycota; Dothideomycetes; Mycosphaerellales; Teratosphaeriaceae. Bases 1 to 642 code for a protein of 213 amino acids. The transcript is spliced from 3 exons. The record is from RefSeq and is a predicted model, not a curated record.